AUGUCGAUUAGAAAAAUAUUAUUUAAAUUAUGUGAUGAAUUAUUCGAAAGAAAAGAUGAAAAUACAAAAGAAAUAUUUCCAAAAAAGAGUGCUUUAUUAUUUCAAAAAAAUGAUCUGUCUACAUAUAUUUGGUAUCUCUAUCAAAUACAUAUUAAUGAAAAUACGCAAACUAAUAAUGAAUUAGGUUUUAUUGUUCCAUCAAAAUUAAUUGAAUUACCGACAUUUAAGGAUGGAUUAUCAACAAUAAAUAUUAUGUUUAGAAAACAAAUUAAUUAUUUUGAAAAUAAAAAUUUAUUCGAACAAUUUUCUAGACAUAUUUUUGAAAAUAUUUUUGAUAACGCAAUGUUAGAAUUUAAUAUUCGAGCUUCAUCUUUUAAAUUGCUUAUAUGCUUAUUAACAAAUUCCAAUGAAAUUGAUUUCAUUCGGAUGUUAAAUAUUUGUCACCGUCAUAAAAAAUCCAUUGAACAUCCAUUAUAUUUAUCAGACACUGAACUAUAUACUGUUUGGUAUCUUCCGACAAAACCUCUUGUUAUAUUUCUAUCGAAUGUAUCACGAAUAAAACGAGCAUUAGAUCGUAGGACUACUAGUCAAACAUAUGCUGAUUAUUAUGAAGAAAUAAUUCCUAAUAUUUAUAUUAAUAAAGAUUUAAUUAUGGGAUCAAUGAAAAUGAUAAAUAAAAGAAAAAUAAUAUUAAAUAAGCAUGAAGAUUUAAUUAUAUCAUCCGAUCAAACAAUUUAUUAUUAUCCAAUUGAACUUUUACAUUAUGCUCCAUUAAAUCAAUCAGAUUUAAUAUUAAUUUCUAAAUUUCCAAGUAUUCUUGUUCGACUAGUACAGUUACAUCAUAUUGAACAAUUAAGAAAAUUAUUUGCAAAAAAUAUUCAAUGUUAUAAUUUAAGCAAAUCAAAUGAAGUUAGUUUCAAAGAUUGUUUAACAGAAUAUAUGCAUAUAGUUUCACUUAAUCGUCUGAAUUAUGAUUUUUCUAUAAGUCAUGAACAACCAUCAGUUGAUAUUCUUUUUCAAGCAACAACUCGACGUUCAGUUAAUGAACAUUUUGACUUGGAAAAUUUAGAAAUUCUUGGUGAUUGUUUUUUAAAAUUAGCUAUAUCAAUGUCAUUAUAUUAUCAAUAUCCAUUGGCUAAUGCUGGUGAAUUAACAAAAGAAAAAACAAAAGAAAUUUCUAAUGAAAAUCUCUAUCGAUUAGCUGUAGAAAAUAAACUUAAAAAUUAUUUAUAUAAUGAUAAAAUUAUUUUUCAAGGUUACGAUUCAAAUUGGUUAUCACCUGGAUAUAUAAAUAAAAUAAAUAAUAAUAAAAAUAAAUAUACACAUCAAAAAGCUAAACGUAAAGCAUUUGCUGAUAUGAUUGAAGCUUUUAUUGGAGCUUUUUUAUUGUCAAGUAAUUAUAUAACUACAAUUAGAUUCAUGCAUUGGCUUGGACUUAAUGUUAUUCCAGUAGAUCAAAAUGAUCAUAUUUUGUCGAUUCCACCAAUAAUACCUACACAACUAGACAAUGAAAUUCGAAGAAUUUUUCAUGAUGAAGAAUUUGAAGAAAUUGAAUACAAACUUAAUUAUGUCUUUCAAAAUAAAGCAUAUCUUAUUUCAGCUUAUACUCAUCCAUCUAAAUCUCAAAAUUCUAUUUUAAAUUCAUAUGAACGAUUAGAAUUUUUAGGCGAUGCUCUUCUCGAUUUUCUUGUCAUACGUCAUACAUUUCUUAAUUAUGAUAGAAAUUUGACACCGGGUCGAGUAACUGAUAUUCGGCAAGACUUAUCAAAUAAUAAUCGUCUAGCAUAUAUAUUAGUUUCAGCUAAUCUUCAUACAAAAAUUCGUCUUAAUUCAAAUGAACUUUUAAAUCGUAUUAAAUCCUAUAUAAAUAAUGAAAAUCUUUUUCCAAAAAAUCAAUCAAACAAUAAUAGAUUAAAUCAAAAUAUUUAUCAACGGACUGAUUCAACAACACCAAAAAUCUUAGCUGAUGUAUUUGAAGCACUUAUCGCUGCUAUUUUUUUUGAUUCGAAUAAUUCAUUAGAAAUUGUCUGGAAAGUUAUUGAACCAUUUCUUGGAACACUUUUUGAUCGAUCUAUUAUUGAUCCUAAUUUAAAUCCAAUACGAUCAUUUAUAGAUAAAGGUGGUAAAAUACUCGCAGAAUUUGUCAAUGAAACUGGAGCUGUUUGUCUUGUUCAAAUGCCGGAUGGUACACUUUAUGAAGGAUAUGGAGAAAGUAAAAAACGUGCUAAAUAUGAUGCUUGUCAACAAGCAAUGAAUUAUAAAAUUUAA
This is a messenger RNA of Rotaria sordida, 2268 nucleotides long. NCBI's taxonomy places the organism in Eukaryota, Metazoa, Rotifera, Eurotatoria, Philodinida, Philodinidae. The record is from the annotation of a GenBank genome assembly.